This is a messenger RNA of Mercurialis annua (annual mercury), 1082 nucleotides long. RefSeq names its product ras-related protein RABA6a-like. Gene Ontology annotation, molecular function: GTP binding; GTPase activity. The transcript has 2 exons. Gene Ontology annotation, cellular component: endosome. The coding region runs from base 338 to 1000 and encodes 220 amino acids. NCBI's taxonomy places the organism in Eukaryota, Viridiplantae, Streptophyta, Magnoliopsida, Malpighiales, Euphorbiaceae. The record is from RefSeq and is a predicted model, not a curated record.
UCGAUUCGUUUUGUUAGAACCGAAUGCAUAACCCUAAUCAUAAAAACAGUAGAAAAAGUGUCUCUAUCAAGGGCAUCACAUGUUAAACAAUCAAGACUCAAAACCCACCAAAACUAAUUAAUCCCAAAGAAAAUUAUACUUAACUCUCACUUGUGAUCAUGAAAUAUUAAUUAUAAUAUGAAAAUGACAUUUUUGGAAUUUAUAUAUAUGAAAACAUGACUUUGCAAUACACAUUCUCCUUCUCCUUCUUUUCUUGAAUUAUUCAACUUUUUUUAAACCCCUUUUCUUGUUCCUUGCUUUUUUUUAACACUUUUUAAAUUUUUUUAGAGUUUUAGUUAUGGGUGAUUCUGAUGAUGAAGAGUGUGAUUAUCUUUUUAAAGCAGUUUUAAUUGGAGAUUCAGCAGUUGGAAAAUCAAAUUUAUUAUCAAGAUUUUCUAAAGAUGAAUUUAGAUUAGAUUCAAAACCAACAAUUGGUGUUGAAUUUGCUUAUAGAAACAUUAAAGUUGCUGAUAAGCUCAUCAAGGCUCAAAUUUGGGACACUGCUGGCCAAGAAAGAUUUAGAGCUAUAACAAGCUCAUAUUACAGAGGAGCAUUAGGUGCUUUAUUAGUAUAUGACAUAACAAGAAGAGCAACAUUUGAGAAUGUGAAGAAAUGGCUGCAUGAGCUAAGAGAAUUUGGAAAUUCUGAUACAAUUGUUGUUCUUGUUGGAAAUAAAUGUGACUUGACAAAUUCUAGACAAGUUGGUGAAGAAGAAGGCAAAAAUCUUGCAGAAUUUGAAGGUUUAUGUUUCAUGGAAACUUCAGCAUUGGAGAAUUUAAAUGUUGAAGAAGCUUUUUUAGAAAUGAUCACUAAAAUUCAUCAAAUUACUACACAAAAGAGUUUAGAAGCUAAAGUGAGCAAUUCUAAUAAUACUUCUAAUACAACAAACUUGCUUGUUGGGAAAGAAGUAAUUAUUAUUGAUGAAGUGAGUGCUACUAAACAAUCAAGAUGUUGUUCAUAAUAACUCAAUUGUUGUUGAUCAUUUAAGGAAAUCUUUGUAAUAUUUUUAACAAUUAUGAGUAAUUUUUUUUCGUAUUUUAGAA